AUGGAUGCACCCAUAAUUCCUUACAAGAUCAAUGUCCCGGACGCCAAGGUCGAGGCCCUCAAAGCAACGCUCGGCCAGACCACGUACCCAGACCCAGCGCCCGUCCUCGAAGACUGGGAAUACGGUGCCCCCCGCGCCGCCGUAACGCGGCUGGCCAAAUACUGGCGCGACGGUUUCGACUGGCGCGCCCGAGAGGCCGAGCUGAACAAACUGCCGCAUUUCAAGACGGUCGUGGCCGUCGACGGCUUUGGCGACAUUGGCGUGCGUUUCGUGUACCAGGAGAGUCAAGCCCAGGAUGCGAUCCCCUUGCUUUUCUGCCACGGAUGGCCCGGCAGCUUUAUUGAGGUGGUCAAGAUCCUGCCUCUGUUGACGAGCGCCGACGCCGAUGUUUCCUUCCACGUUGUCGCGCCAUCGUUGCCGAACUUUGGGUUCUCCGACGGCGUCGGCAAGCCGGGGUUCGGGCUCGCGCAGUACGCGGAAGCCAUGCACAGGAUCAUGUUGAAGCUCGGCUACGACCAAUACGUGACGCAAGGCGGCGAUUGGGGGUUCGGCAUCACGCGCAUGGUGGGCAGGCAGUAUCCCGAGCACUGUCUCGCGUCGCAUCUCAACCACGUCUAUUGCAAGCCGCCCGAGUUGCUGAAGAACCCGCUUCUCUACCUCCAGAGCCAGCUACCGAGUUCAGCUUUAGACCUCGAGCGCAAGGCUAGGACGGACUGGUUCCUCGACCAGGGCUCGGCGUAUAACAUGAUGCACUCGACGCGGCCCUCAACAUUGGGGUUCGCGUUGGCUGAUUCGCCGAUCAGCCUCUUGGCAUGGAUCUACGAAAAACUGGUCGAAUGGACGGACGCGUACGAUUGGAGCGACGAUGAGGUGUUGACGUGGGUCGGACUGUACUGGUUCUCGACGGCCGGGCCGGACGCCAGCACGCGGAUCUACAAGGAGGCGCAGGGACGACAGGUGAAGAACAAGGAGGCGCAUCUCGAAUACGCGCCCGAGGUGAAGCUGGGGAUGAGCAUGGUUCCCAAGGACCUGAUGCUGUUUCCGAGCUCGUGGCAGCGAACACUAGGGCCGGUCGUAUUUGAGCGGUGGCAUACCGAAGGCGGGCACUUUGCGGCAUGGGAGAGGCCUGAACUGCUCGUUGAAGAUAUUACGACCAUGUUUGGCGAGGGGGGCGGAGCGAGUGACGUGGCGCGGAAGAUCGUGAAAGAAAGGAGGACAUAA
Messenger RNA from Verticillium nonalfalfae, 1221 nucleotides. RefSeq lists its product as uncharacterized. The transcript has 3 exons. Gene Ontology annotation, biological process: epoxide metabolic process. Bases 1 to 1221 code for a protein of 406 amino acids. NCBI's taxonomy places the organism in Eukaryota, Fungi, Ascomycota, Sordariomycetes, Glomerellales, Plectosphaerellaceae. Gene Ontology annotation, molecular function: epoxide hydrolase activity. The record is from RefSeq and is a predicted model, not a curated record.